Ooceraea biroi (clonal raider ant) is the source of this 3023-nucleotide messenger RNA. RefSeq names its product nuclear factor NF-kappa-B family member relish (gene Rel). Gene Ontology annotation, molecular function: DNA-binding transcription factor activity, RNA polymerase II-specific; protein binding; RNA polymerase II cis-regulatory region sequence-specific DNA binding. Gene Ontology annotation, cellular component: cytoplasm. Gene Ontology annotation, biological process: signal transduction; regulation of DNA-templated transcription. Lineage: Eukaryota; Metazoa; Arthropoda; Insecta; Hymenoptera; Formicidae. The record is from RefSeq and is a predicted model, not a curated record.
CAGUGGUCGCGUGUGUUUUAUUCGACGCAUAACAAAUCGCGAACAUUGAUGUUUGGCUGUGUUCGGGAAGCUCACUAUCAGCGCUAAAACUCUAUAGUCAUGUCACGUAUACUAUAGAUUUUCAGCGCUACAUAGCGCUAAUAGCGUCUCCCCGACACAGCCAACACUAUGCGUUUCGAUUGUUGCCAUAUUUACUAUGCGCUGAUAACUGAAAUACACGAAAUGUCAAUUUCGAAUAACUGCUUUAUAAUUGAUUUAUCGAUUGAUCGUUUGUCAUGUAUCUUGUCAUGUGAGAGCGCGUGCGCUCUCUCUCUCUCUCUCUCUAAUAAUUUGGCACCAAUAAGUAAUGCAAGUGGCCUAAGCCCCUACAGUUCUGGAUCACAAGGAAACAUAAGUGUCACGUCACCUAUGUCAAUAUCAUCAUCAUCACCUAUGCACGUCAUGGACGAUUAUAUUAAUCUAAACAAUGCUUCAGUCACAAUACUUGGUGAACCAUACAUUAAUAUCUUGGUGCAACCGAUGGAGAAAUUUAGAUUUAGAUACAUAUCUGAGAUGGUGGGAACUCAUGGGAGCUUGCUUGGUGCAUCAACUAGUCGUAGACGCAAUAAAAAUAAUGUGCCCACGGUUCAAUUGUGUAACUUUCCUGAAAGAGCAGUAAUACGAUGCUUGUUGGUUACAACUGACGAAGAUCAUAGGAUACCACACGCUCACAGGUUGGUGAGACGAGUGGGAACUGAUGAUGUGGACGAUCCUCACGAUAUAGAAGUUUCGUCGAAUAAUGAUUUUACAGCCGAAUUCAACAGUAUGGGUAUAAUACAUACCGCGAGGAAAAACGUGAAAGACGAAUUAGUACGGAAAUUGCGUGCGGAAAUUCUAGAAGAGCGCAGACGUUUAAAUAUAAACGCCACUCUUAGCGUCCGCGAUGAAGCACAGAUUAAAGCUGAUGCAGAGCAGUAUCAGAAAUGUAUAAAUCUAAAUAGCGUCGCUCUUUGUUUUCAAGGAUUUAUCAAGGAUCAAUAUGGUAUUACAAGACCGAUCACAGCACCAGUUUAUAGUAAUCCAAUCAAUAAUCUGAAAAGCGCUUUAACAGGAGAGCUUAAAAUAUGCAGAAUUGACAAGUACACUAGUAGUUGCGAAGGUGGAGAAGAAGUUUUUAUACUUGUAGAAAAAGUUUCCAAAAAAAAUAUAAAAAUAAAAUUUUUUGAACUAAAUGACGACGAUAUUGAAGUCUGGGCCGAUUACGGCCGUUUCUCAGAAUUGGAUGUUCAUCAUCAAUACGCCAUGGUAUUUCGAACUCCACCAUAUAAGGAUUUAAAUAUUACUACUCCGAGAGAGGUCUUUAUACAGUUGGAACGACCAUCGGAUUCAGAUUGCUCAGAACCGAUCAAAUUCACAUAUAAACCUACUGAUCGAAUAAUAGGCAGAAAGAGGACGCGUGUCUCUCAUUCGAAUAGCGCAGAAUUAGCACAAGCCGCUUUCAAUCAGGAUAGUCUAUCAAUGAAUGUACCAUUAACGAACAUGCCUUCAAAUGAAAGUAUCGAAAUGUUUAAAGAAAUAACAAGAAUAUUAGAUGAUGGAUGCUCUUCUAGUGAAUUUCGAAAGUGUGUUGCAGAUAUGGACGUAGGUUUUUUAGAACCUUACGCCAACCUGGUAGAGAAAACUAAGGAGAAUUUAACUUAUGACGGAGCGUCGAGCAAAAAGGAUGCUGAAUCAUUUGCUAAAAACAUUGUUAUUGAUAUAUUGAAUAACAUUAAAAAGAAACCGACUGAUGCGAAGAAUAUUAUAAUGAAUCUGCUCAAAGACAGAACAAUCUACGGAGAUUCACCGCUUCAUUGUGCACUCCGAUUUGGCCAGAAAGAUACCGUAAAACGUAUUUUAAUGCUCAUGAGUACUUUAAAUACUGACGCUCGAGAUCUGACAAACAUCCCAAAUACCUCUGGAAAGACUCCAUUGCAUUAUGCUGUUUUACAAAACCAACCAGAAAUUACGAAGGCAUUGCUCAUGCUUUGUGCAAAUCCAAAUAUAGCAGAUCAUUCUGGACAAAUGCCAUUACAUACAGCUGCGAAUUGUCCAGAAGCGGGAAUGAACGUUGAUGUCUUAUUGAGUGAAAAAAAAACCAAUAUUGAGGCGCAUACGGAUUUGGGAUGGACACCGUUGCAGUUAGCUGCCGAAGCAGGCUCGUAUCACGCAAUGCGCUCGCUCAUUGAAGCGGGUGCAGAAGUAAAUAACACCGAAAUGUCAUACGGACGAACUGCUUUGCACAUAGCGGUCGAAGGAGGUCACAGAGAUAUAGUUGAGUUUCUAUUAAAAAAUACGAUAAUAGAUGUAAAUAAGAAGAAUUUUAGUGGAAAUACAGCGUUACACAAUGCAGUGGUUACGCAAGGGGCAAAAGCGAAAGAAAUAUGUGCUCUUUUACUGAAAUAUGGCGCCGACCCAUAUAUAAAGAAUCAUAAUCGACCAGAUGUUGAGGAAACUCAAGUACAAAAUAUAAAGACCGAAGCACAUUCGGAAGAUGACAAUAUGGAGGAAUGCGCUGGAGAAUCAUCUUUUGAUCUAGCCUCAAAUAAGCUGGAUAUCUUGCAGCUCAUCUCUGGUCAAGGCGAUGUGUCAGAGAAAAGAGGGUUUGUAUGUAAAGAAGAAAAUAUUGUUGAUACAGAGAAAGUUUGGAUGGACGCGGAUCAGGAAAAGCAAUUAGCGACUAUCCUAGAUGAAACAAAAGGAUGGAAGAAACUGGCCGAUCACUUGAACUUUGAUUACUUACUUAAGACCUUUGAACGAAAUUCGUUCAGUUCUCCAGCAUUACUUCUUUUAAAUUAUAUUGCGGUACAAACCCAUAUAUCUCUCGGUGAACUACAAAGUAUACUGCAGAACAUGGGCGAAGAAUACGCUGCCACGUAUCUGCAGCAAGUUUUAUCAUUUAAUUGAGUGCACGAGCUAGGAAUAGAAAAUAAACCGUUAUUUUAUAUAAUUGAUGAAGUCCUGAAUGUAUUGCGAUUGUACGUUAAAAACUAUAUUUUUUAUAU